CCGGGUUCACCCUCAUUCUGUUCUCACCCACCUCACCCUCACCUUGACCUCGUCCUUUCUUUCCACAUCCGGGCAACACAAAAGUGCUCCGAUCCCUGCUGUGCCUUUCGUCUUGAAGCCUGAAUCCCUAAUUAAUCCUCCUUCACUUAGCUCCACUGAAAGGGCAUGCCUGCUGGUGUCAUCGCACAGCUUGGAAACUGCAGGGUGUAAAUCCGAUGUGCGGUGCCAAUUAAUUGGAUUCCCCUCACCUCACCUCGCCUCGCCUCGCCUCGCCUUAAAUCCUUCUGUGAUUGGCCAGCAUUUCGAGGCUACCUUACCUACGGAUAUUGGCCCCCAUCCCGUCCCUCGUCCACCAAAUUCAGACCAAAGGUUUCCGUUUCACAGUUGCGUCACCGAAGGAAUUAGGAAAGAGCACAGAAGACCAGAAUCGAUCACAGAAAUCUGGUUGGCCAUGCUCGCGGCCGUCUUAGUUCGCGGGAGCCGCCACGGCAAGAGGCUGCUGGUCUCGCCCGCGCUGAACCUUAAAUGGCCGGCAAAUGCAAAUACGCAGUUUGGGCUGAGGUCCAGACAGGGCAUCAACCUCAUCGCCAGCAGACUCGUCCAUGGCGAUGCGACCGGCCACAACCACGAGCCCAAGACGGAGGGCAUCCGCAACAUUGGCAUCAUUGCCCACGUUGAUGCGGGAAAAACGACGACCACAGAGCGCAUGCUGUUCCAAAGCGGACGCACACGACAUCUCGGGAAUGUCGAUCAUGGUGAUACUGUCACUGAUUUUCUCCCCCUCGAGAGAGAGCGUGGCAUCACCAUCCAGUCGGCAGCAAUCACUUUCAACUGGCCGCCCUCGCACAUGUGCCCGCCCGGCUUGGAGCCCAAGACCAUUAACCUCAUUGACACGCCGGGACAUCAAGACUUCCGCUACGAAGUUGACCGUUGUCUUCCCAUCCUCGACGGCGCCGUGUGCAUCCUUGAUUCCGUCAAGGGCGUUGAGGCCCAUACGGAGCGCGUCUGGCAGUCAGCACAACUGUCCAAGAUCCCGAGGCUCAUCUUCAUCAACAAGCUUGACCGCGAUGGUGCAUCCUUUAAGAGAUCGGUGCAUGAGAUAGCCUCGAGACUCGCCACCUGGCCGCUGUUGUGCCAAAUCCCCUGGUGGAACAAGGAUGAGUUUAUUGGCGUCAUUGACGUCGUCCACGAGCUAGGCCUCAGAUUUUCGAGUACCGGUCACAUGAGCGUCACCAGCAAGGAAACCAUUGCCCGCGAAAAUUCUGCACUCGCUUCCGAGAUUGAAAUUGCUCGUAUCCGCCUCAUUGAGACACUAUCUGAGCACGACGACGCGCUCAUGGACGAGUUCAUGGAGCAUGAGAAAGAUGUGCCUGCCGGCUCCAUCAAGAGGGCCAUCCGCCGCUUGAUCAUGGAUGGCGAGGCCAAAUUCAGCCCUGUGUUUGCUGGCGCCAGUCUGCGCAACAUUGGCGUCCAGCCGCUGCUCGAUGCAGUUGUCGACUAUCUCCCAAGCCCAGUGGACCGUCCGGAGCUGCAGAUCAUAGAUGGCACCAAGGCAUUCCCCUUCUCUCAGAUUCUUGAGCGGGAGAUCAAGAAAAAGAAACACAGCCACCACCAAUCGCCCAUCGUGGCCAUAGCUCAUGUCUUUAAAGUCGUGGAUGAUCCGCGCCGCGGCAUGAUGAGUUUUGCCCGCGUCUACCACGGCGCCCUUAGUCGCAGCAAUCAGAUGUGGAAUAGCCACAUCCACGGCUUUGAAAAGCCAAUGAGCCUCUUAAAUGUGUCGGCAAACGACUACAACGAGCUGCAGCACUUGUCUACUGGCCAGAUUGGCGCUAUGACGGGCCUGAAGUCGGCUCGAACAGGAGACACUCUCAUCACGUUCCCGGGCCACCACAGCAAUGCACCCGAGUCGUUGAGAAAUAUCCGCAUCAAGGCCCUAGAAACCCCGCCGGCCGUGGCCUUCAUUGCCAUUGAGCCCUACACAAAAACAGCGAGCGAGAAAAUCCAGGACGCACUGAAAAAGCUCUCGCGCGAAGAUCCAAGCAUUCGCUGGACCAAGGGCGAGAAGUCGGAGCAGCUCGUCCUCUCUGGCAUGGGCCUCCUUCAUCUUGAGAUUGCGCAGCACCGGCUCCGGACCCAUUACAAGAUAGAAAAGGAAUCGGCAAUGUGGGGCGACAUUGAGGUGGAAUACUCCGAAUCCCUCCUCGCACCAGUCGGCCCCCAUCGGGCCCUCUAUGACCGGCCUCUUCGUGACAAACCUGGCAAGGCUGCCUGCACCGUCACACUCGAGCCAGUCGAGGCGCGCCACCAGCACGAAUCGCUCCUCGAGUCGUGCAUCGUACGCGAUACCAACAUUUUCCACAUUGUCAUUCCUCUUCCAGCGAACACGGCCAUGAAAGGCUUUGCCUUCGACCCGGAAACUGUGCGCCAGCAGCUGCUCAACGGCGCAAUUGCCGGAUUGGCCAGAGGACCUCGGCGGAAUGCUCCCGUGGGCAGGUGCCACGUCCACAUCGAGUUCAAUCCUGAGACAGACUUUUUCGGAGCCGCGUCGACGGGCGGACACAUCACUAACGCGGCCAUACACGCAGUACGAGACGCUCUCAAGGAGGCGUUUGCGAAGGGCCAGGUCGGCAUCUCAGAGCCCUUCUCCAACGUGCACAUCAACUGCCCCGAGGAAGCAAGCAACUCAAUUCAGCACGACCUGGUCUCGGGGCGGGGCGGCCAAGUGCUCGAGGUCCGCCGACCCGACUACGACUUGUCUAGCGAGAGCGGAAUCGACCUCUCCAAGGUCUACGUGCCCCCAGGCCCCUACGACUCGGUGCAGUCGCUCCGCGGGCCCAAGAAGGCCGGUGUCCGCAUGUUGGACAUCAUCGGCAAGGCACCGCUCAAGGAGAUGAUGAAGUACGACAGCCAGCUCCGAAGCAUGACGAGCGGUCGCCACUCGCUGCAGCUGGAUCCUGGCGGCUUCGAGCUUGUGACUGGCCCUCGGGAGAGAGCUCUGGAAGAGGCAAGGCUAUAGGCUAGUCGAAGUCGAAGUCGGGGGCCCUCCUUUGUCAUCACAAUGGUCCGAAUAGCCGUGUUCCUGUGCCUAGUUAUGAUUUUCGAGAAUCUGUUCACCUGAUACGGAGAGUGUCACCUUGAGCAAGUACUUGCGAGUACACGCGCGCGGACUGCAGGCGAACCGGAACAGACGCUGUCCAACUAGUACUAGCCUGCCGGGCCAACUCGGAUAUGAGUUAUGAGUCUACUGCUGUCGCCCCUCACCGAAGGUCAACGGGCUUUCAUAUAUGAUGUAUCACAUUCUGUAUUCUACGUUUUGUUGGACGGACGGCCGACUAUGAAGGGACGAAGGGUAGACUGCGGCCGGGCCUAGCGAAGGGCACGAGCACGAGCACGAGCACGAGCACGAGCACAAGCACAAGCACAAGCACAAGCACAAGCACGAGCACAAGCACGAGCACGAGC
Molecule: messenger RNA, 3462 nt
Organism: Lasiosphaeria miniovina
Lineage: Eukaryota; Fungi; Ascomycota; Sordariomycetes; Sordariales; Lasiosphaeriaceae
Product: P-loop containing nucleoside triphosphate hydrolase protein
Exons: 3
Coding region: 452-3016 (854 amino acids)
Biological process (GO): ribosome disassembly; mitochondrial translation
Cellular component (GO): mitochondrion
Molecular function (GO): GTPase activity; GTP binding
Source: RefSeq, a predicted model, not a curated record